AUGGCUGACAUAUGGCAAAAGCGCGCACACCAUCCGGUAACUGUAACCUUUGAUGACAAACAUACGACGGUUGCAUCGAUUCCCUUUCCAGCGGUAACUAUAUGCCCAUCAACCCGAGUUUCGAUGAAAAAAAUAAACUUGACCGAUUUCUAUGAGAAAUACCAUGACAAUUGGCCGGAUUCGUUUGAAAACGCAACUAUUGAAGAAAAGAGUAGGCUAAGCGGCGCGCUUCACAUGUGCAAAUCUCCGUUGCGUGAAUUAUUUAAAUUCAACGAAAGCAAUAUAGCCGAUGGAAAAACCACUUUUCAACGUAUAAGUGAUAUUAAAUACAAUAGCAGCGAAGUUUUUCGAUCAUGCUAUUGGUCGGGUGCGCCUAUUGAUUGUGGUGAAUUUAAAUUUAUUAUGACUGAACGUGGACCAUGCUAUUCAUUUAAUGUGCUAAACUCGAACAAAAUAACAUCACCAGAAUUAUUGACGAUUGAUGGUAAUCCCGACGAAGGUGACUGGAGUAUGGAACGUGAACUGAAAAAUCUUCUUCAUUCAAAUGAAGAGGAUGAAUACCAACCGAAAUAUCCAUAUCAUCAUGUAACAUUAGAUGAUUUUGAUAGUCUAAGUUUAGAAUUGUUUUCCAGUCCGUUCAAUUGGAUUUGGAAUUAUAAAUGCGAACUUCCGAUCACGAGGAGUUUAAAAGUAUUUCUUCAUCGUCCCGACGAAAUAAAGGAGGCAUUCGAUCGGCCAUUUGAAGUUGAAGUCGGGAAAAAAGUGAUCGUCUCUAUAACGCCCAAUGUUAUUGUCACAUCCAAGUAUCUACGAACGUACAGCAGUCAAACUCGGCGUUGUUUCUUUGAGUCGGAACGGAAAUUAAAAUUUUUCAACAUCUAUACAAAAAGUAACUGUGAACAUGAAUGUUUGGCCAAUUACACUAUAACCGAAUGUGGAUGUGUCAUAUUUUCAAUGCCACGUAAGAUAAAAAUUCUGAAUAUUGAAGAGAAAAUGGAAUUAAGGGGAAGAAUCGUUAACUACUUUUUAAGGGGAGGAAAGCACACACGUUCAUACAAAUUGGCACUAUCCAGAUUUGGUAAUUAUUAUAGUUCACUAAUUCCAUUACUUCGAGAUCGCGACGAAGACGAAACCCAACAUAAUUGGCUGUUGAAAAAUUCAAACGUAUUUUACGACGCUGAACGUGACGAUAUACCCGAGACUGAUAUGGAUUUAAAUGGAUAUUAUGAUGUGGUUGUAGUGUCGCAUUCGGAUUCAAGUGAAGCUAGUGCGAAUGCAACGGCACAGCGAAAUGAAAAGGAAUAUGACACCAUAGAGAUGCGUUUAUUAUUCACCGAUGAUGAUAUUGAAUCAGAUAAAUUGUUACCCACAAUAGUCGAUUGUUUCUCACACUAG
Molecule: messenger RNA, 1395 nt
Organism: Contarinia nasturtii (swede midge)
Lineage: Eukaryota; Metazoa; Arthropoda; Insecta; Diptera; Cecidomyiidae
Product: pickpocket protein 28-like
Exons: 5
Coding region: 1-1395 (464 amino acids)
Biological process (GO): sodium ion transmembrane transport
Cellular component (GO): membrane
Molecular function (GO): ligand-gated sodium channel activity
Source: RefSeq, a predicted model, not a curated record